AUAGGACUUUGAGACAGCCCUUUGCGCGUUUGAGAAAUUUCCGGUUCACAGACGCAGUCUUCCGCCAAGUUACGAAUUACAACGUCUUAAUUAUGUUCACAACUCAUUCUUCCAAAGCUUUCUUCCGAUUACUUCCUGGAAAAGAACAUUUAACUCUUCUUUCUUCUUUCAACUGCUUUUCGUGGAUCUGAUUAGAAGCAUAGUCCCAUUUUUCCUGUUUUCUUAGUGGCAGCUUCCAUUUCUAUUUGCAUCUGCUGUAGUGCUGGGCCUAUUGUUAGAUAAUUUUAGGAAGUCUACGAUUCUGCUAGUUGAAGUCCUAUUGAGCUAUUUUUUUCAUUGCUUUUUGUUGAGCUUUUGAUUGACAGUGAUCUGAUUUACAUUUUGAGAGGGAAAAGUAGAGGGGCUGCUUUUGUCCUAGGAUUCUGAUUACGGUGGUCGCUUCGGCGACAAGAAUACAAAGUAUUGGUGGUAGAUAACGAAGAACUAAAAUUUUUGUGUUUUUGGCGGAUGAAGGGGUUUAUAGGGGGUUAAGUCAUUGAUGAAAUGAGAAGUAUAUCAAGCCCUUGGAAUGGCAAUUCGACAAUUCAUAAGUGCUGUACCUGUCAGCUUAUGCGUUCUUUUGUUUCUUCUUCUUACAUCGGCGGGUAACUUGAAAGAAAGGGAAGAAAUACGAACAGACAUUACUAGCCAGCUGCUCGAUCCGUCAUCUGGAUUGUUAGAUGACAACGCGGCAGAACAUUUAUGGUCCUCUUGCCGGGGGGAUUUGAUUCAGUUAAAGGAAGAGGUAGCAGAUUUUGUCUUAUGGUUCCCGCAAGAAUCAUCUAGUAGCGCUGAUGAAAAUUCAGAAAUCCGAUAUAUGUUGAGACAAAACAUCCAAAAAUUGAUUAGUGCUCACCAUUCACAGUUAAAGCAAACUCUUCUUCAUUGUUUGAGACAGAAUAAUCUACCAUUCCUUGUCUCGGGAGAAGAGUCUGAUUCUAAGGCAUGGCAUGCCUCGUUAAUAAAAUCAAUGUUUUCCAGAUCCAGUGUUCUCAGAAGAAAUUUGGCUCAGGAAUUUCCUCAGCACAUAUCAGUAGCACCUAGCCCAGGUCCUGCACUUAUGUCACCAGCUCCCAGUUCAGCACCAUCACCUGAGAUGAUCCCAUCACCUUCCAUCUCUCAAAUUCCUAAAUCUGGGAGUCCUUCUUCAUCACCUGAACCUCCAUUCUUUCGACAGCUGGAACCUCCAGCUGCUAGGGACACCAAUGCAAAGCCAUCUUCAGAUGCUGAUAUACAGGCAGAUAAGAAAAGUAACCAUCAAAGAACAAUUGUUCUUGCCGUAGUAAUAACUGCUCUUGUGACAUUUGUAAUUGCAGCACUGCUAUUUUUAUGCUGCAGUAGGUUUUAUAGGAUUGGUCGAGGUAAGCAAAAUGAUGAGAGGCCCCUUCUCAGCUUGAGCAUGAGCGACUACUCUGUUGGAUCUUCCCAAUAUAAUUUUGGAAAUUCAGUCAGAGAGGAUAAACUUGGAUUUCAGUCAUCAAGUAAUAACAUGGCUGACCAUAAAAAGCUAUCAUCUGUGAAUGCCAAUACUCAUGUUAGCUCCAAUAUUUUCCAUACCACAGUGCAGGAAGCUCAAUCAAUGGGAGCUGUCAGUGUUGCUUCUGGAUCAUCAAUUGAACUGAAACCCCCUCCUGGGAGGGAGGGAACCACUGCUUCUGGAUUUCCUCCUCUAAAACCUCCUCCUGGGAGGGUGGGAACCACCACUUCUGGAUUGCCUCCCCUAAAACCUCCUCCUGGCAGGCUGAACCCUCUUCCCCCUGAACCACCUUUUAGACCUGAUAAUGCUGCUUCUCAUCCUCCUCCACCUCCUGCACCUCCACAGCCUGUGAAAUCUUACUCUGAUGGUGGUGGUGUUCCAACUCCAGGACCACCUCCACCUCCUGCACCCCCACAACCUGUGAAGCAUCAUUCUAAUGUUGGUGGAGCUCCACCUCCUGGACCUCCGCCGCCGCCGCCUGGUACUCGAGCAGGUGUUCAUCCACCACCAACUCCUCCUCCUCCAAAGGGUGGUAUAGCUCCUCCACGACCUCCUCCACCUAUUGGUCCAAAGAUAGCACAGCUAAAAUCUCCACAGAAUGCAGGAGCUGGUUCAGGAGGUGAAGCCCAUGCUCCUAAGGCCAAGCUAAAGCCGUUUUUCUGGGAUAAGGUCCAAGCCAACUCAGAUCAUUCAAUGGUCUGGAAUCAGAUUAAAUCAGGAUCAUUCCAGUUUAAUGAAGAGAUGAUAGAGACUCUUUUUGGCUAUAAUAAUGUGGAUAAACACAAAGGCGAACCAAAGAAAGAGUCAUCAUCCCAAGACCCUGCAACUCAGUAUAUCCAGAUAAUUGACAGGAAAAAAGCACAAAAUUUGUUGAUUUUGCUGCGAGCCUUGAACAUGACAACAGAAGAAGUUUGUGAUGCACUUCAUGAGGGAAAUGAGCUUCCCUCAGAAUUUCUGCAAACCUUGUUGAAGAUGGCACCAACAUCCGAGGAAGAACUUAAGCUUAGACUUUUCAGUGGUGAAACAUCUCAGCUUGGGCCUGCAGACCGAUUCAUAAAAGCUUUGGUUGACAUUCCAUUUGCUUUUAAACGAAUGGAAGCAUUGCUUUUCAUGAGUACUUUUCAAGAGGAUCUCACUUCUACCAAGGAGUCCUUCGCAACUUUAGAGGUUGCAUGUGAGGAGCUAAGAAGCAGUCGGCUGUUCCUUAAGCUUCUAGAAGCUGUUCUUAAAACUGGAAACCGUAUGAAUGAUGGGACAUAUCGUGGUGGUGCGCAAGCAUUCAAACUUGAUACGCUACUGAAAUUGUCUGAUGUAAAAGGAACAGAUGGCAAGACCACGCUCUUACACUUCGUAGUCCAAGAGAUAGUCCGCUCUGAGGGCAAAAGAGCUGCUCGACUGGAAAAAGAAAUCCAGAGUUCCUCUGACAUCAAAACAGAUGGCCGUCUUGAGGAUGUAACUGAUCAAACGGAGGAACACUAUCAUGAUCUUGGUCUCCAAGUGGUUUCACAUUUGAGCAGUGAACUAGAAAAUGUUAAGAAAGCAGCAACUAUUGAUGCUGACAGCUUAACGGGAACUGCUGCAAAACUCGGCCAUGGUCUUCUUAAAAUAAGAAACUUUUUGAACACUGACUUGGAGAGCAUAAAGGAAGAUAGAGAAUUUUGUCAGGCAGUGAAGGCUUUUGUGCAGAAUGCUGAGAAUGAUGUCACUAGUCUGCUAGAAGAGGAAAAGAAAAUCAUGGCUCUGGUGAAGAGCACUGGUGAUUAUUUUCACGGGAAAGCUGGGAAAGAUGAAGGAUUGCGGUUGUUCGUGAUAUUACGGGACUUCUUGAUGAUGUUAGAUAAGGUGUGCAAGGAGGUGAAAGACGCCCAGAAGAAGCAACCAAAAGCUCAAAAACACGAGGCGCCUAAAGCAUCGUCUUCCUCUGACGUUCGUCCACCCCCUGAUUUUCGUCAGCUGCUAUUUCCAGCAAUUGCAGAUAGACGCGUGAAAGACGAUAGUUCAGACGAUGAGAAUCCGUAGAAUGAACCUUCAAGUUGUAUUGGAAUUAUUCUUUCGCCAUAUUUUUUGACAUAAUUGUAUUGUUUAGAUUCGUUUCUUCCAUUGUUGGUUAAAGAUAGAUUAAGCAUUGUUUACAUUUGAUAGUAUAUUGCCAUCUUGAAUAUAAUCAAUCUAUAAUUACA
Messenger RNA from Prosopis cineraria, 3696 nucleotides. RefSeq names its product formin-like protein 5. Gene Ontology annotation, biological process: actin nucleation; actin cytoskeleton organization. The record is from RefSeq and is a predicted model, not a curated record. NCBI's taxonomy places the organism in Eukaryota, Viridiplantae, Streptophyta, Magnoliopsida, Fabales, Fabaceae. The transcript has 6 exons. The coding region runs from base 569 to 3535 and encodes 988 amino acids. Gene Ontology annotation, molecular function: actin filament binding.